Messenger RNA from Drosophila sechellia, 1336 nucleotides. RefSeq lists its product as uncharacterized. The coding region runs from base 84 to 908 and encodes 274 amino acids. The record is from RefSeq and is a predicted model, not a curated record. Lineage: Eukaryota; Metazoa; Arthropoda; Insecta; Diptera; Drosophilidae. The transcript has a single exon.
UACAUAGCUUCACAAAUUCAUUACCGUAAAUUAGCUAGUGUGUGCAUAUAUAUAUUUAAAACAUCCAACACAAUUCGAGAAAUAUGGACAGAAACAAGCCACUCAGACUUAUUGGUCUCUCCAGUAUCAAGCCCGAAAAAAACCCGAAACUUACACUGAGCCGUCUAUAUCAACUGCCAGCACUAUGUCCCAUAGAAAAAUGCAUUGCCACGAUUUCCAAGGAUGAUAUGCUCCAACAUUUGGCCCAAUACCAUUUCCCAUCAAACGUGAAGAAGCAUAUGCAAGUGGCCUUCAACGGAGAACGCUGCACCCUGGUCUUUGAUGUUGCUCAGCUGAUUGGAGCGCAGACCAUAUGUCUGGGAGUUCUUCUUUACGGCGGCGCGCGUGGGAAGAAUAACCAAUUACCCGGAGAACGGGAAUUCUGUUAUCGGAAUAUAUUGAAGCCGGGCUCGGAGCUGGAAUCACUGACGGCCCAUCUGGCCAUCAUGGUGCUGGUGAAGAGGAUUACUUUCCUCUCGUGGGCAUUUGUGGACAGGAAUAUCGAAUCGGACGUAGAUCUUGGUGGUCAAAGUGUCCACAGUGGCCAAGAAAUUAACGAUCAAGAGAAGACCGUUAAAGCCGAGCAGGAAGAGAUUCUGGACUCAGACCUGUUGAUAAUUUGGACCCAAAGUGCACCCUGCAUCCGGCCACUCCACGUUGCCAUGACCGCAUUCAACCGCACUUUGACGGUUGGCCGGAGCGCCAUGCUUUCUGUGGCCAAUUCGGGCCGAAUGUAUACCGAACUCCGUGGCAAGGAUCUGCCCAAGGACCGGCAUGCCCUAUUGCUAACUCAGGCGGAUUUGAAGGAGAUAUGUGGCGCAGAACAUCAUCUCCAUCUCGAACUGAUCCUGAAUGAGUCUUCGGAAUAACCAGCAGCCUGAGAUUUCGUUAAUUUUACCUUAAAUACAUAUUAUAUUUGUUAAAGCGGAGUGGCAAAGGAAUGAGAAUGUCAUUCGGUGGGCAGGAGGAAAGGGGACACUUCGGAUAAAGGACUCUGCCGCCAAGAAGGAUCCUCUCCAGCAAGUCUCGCAUCCUUUAUGCACUGUCAUAUCGCAUACUUUACGGCUUUCAGGGCGAGUGCUUUGUACAAUUUGAAGUGAAUUUACAGCGCAACUUGCUUGUAUAAUGGCAUUUACUUUAUGCAAACACUGGCGAGGCACAGGAGUCCUCAAGGAGUCGUCCCGCAGCAGGAUUCAGCGACAACAACAACAACCAUUAUUGCCCCACUCAUUAAGGCAAGCUGCACUGCUCUGCACAGGACCUCCUGCUUAUUCGAAAGUAAUUAGCAUAAAAAUAA